AUGUCACCCCAUGACUAGAUCUAUCAAUGGAGGCAAAACUACACUUUUGAAGCCGGGGCGACGAUCUCAAGGUUACAAUAAAGUUAGUAUGGUUGAUGAAGAUCAUAGUGACGUUGGUGAACAGAAAUCGCGGUCUGAGCGAAACACCAUGGACGAAACGAUUCCCAAUUAUGAAGAGAGUAACCCCAUUAGCUCUCUGCUGAAAUCAUCUUCGACUCUACUUCCUUUUCUUGUAUUACUGGUUUUAAAACUCCUCUAUGAUGCUAGUAUUGAGUUAUUUCUAUGCAUCGCCCUUUUCAUCACCUGCUAUAAAAUCAACGGCUUGUUCCUUGAAAUUACAGGGUUUAGAAAGAAUAUGCAAAAUGUUAUUCGUGCUGCGCAGCUUGCAGGAUUUCUUCUGUUCAAUAUUUUGUUCAUUCUCUUGGUUUAUUCCGAUGAAAAAAUCCUCGGGAUUUUUGUUUUUAUGAAACCAAACAUUGACUUGGAUAUAUACUAUGUCGUUUUUUACGUGACUUUGAUUGAUUUCCUUAUUAAAUUGGGGACAAUGCUUGCGAAAUGCGGUAUAUACUUGAUACCAUCGCGCAUAUUUCCCCAUGCAUUCGAGGACAAGGGUUGGGUCUAUUUCUCAGUAGAACUGGCCUCGCAACUAUAUCGGACUAUCGUUCCAUUUGGACUGUGGGUUCACAUGUUAGUCCAAAUGCACGGUACUUCCGAAUACAUUUACAAUAUCAUCCUCAUAAUCCUGGCAACUGCCUUCAAACUUCUACAGUUGAAAUCAAUAGGCGAAAAAGUGAUCGAACUGUUUAAGUCUUUUGGAAAGGAAACAUAUCAAGCCAUGCCUGUUCAACCAUCAACAACGACCUGUCCAAUUUGCCAAUGUCAUUACACGAACCCUGUUCUAACUGGAUCCUGUAUGCAUACCUUCUGCAACAAAUGCCUCGCAUCUUGGUGUAAUCGCGAUAAGAAGUGCCCUAUCUGCAAGGAAGAACUUGUUAACAUGGAGUCUAUAGACUAUCGCGAUGGGUAUACGGGCCAAUACUUGCAAUUAUUCUAG
Symsagittifera roscoffensis is the source of this 1054-nucleotide messenger RNA. Its product is annotated as RING finger and transmembrane domain-containing protein 2-like. NCBI's taxonomy places the organism in Eukaryota, Metazoa, Xenacoelomorpha, Acoela, Convolutidae. Gene Ontology annotation, biological process: positive regulation of ERAD pathway. The coding region runs from base 89 to 1054 and encodes 321 amino acids. Gene Ontology annotation, molecular function: ubiquitin protein ligase activity. The record is from RefSeq and is a predicted model, not a curated record. The transcript has a single exon.